AUGUCAGCCAAGAGAACAGAACUGAAGAAAACACAUCUGAACAAGAACUACAAGACAGUUUGCCUGGACUUGAAGCCGGAGCCCACCAAGACACAUGAGUACAAAAGAGUUAAAGAAGAAGGGCCAUCCAAUAAGUCGGGAGGGACACAUGAGCUCAAGAAUGAACUCAGGGAGGUGAGGGAAGAGCUCAAGGAAAAAAUGGAGGAGAUAAAGCAGAUAAAGGAUGUAAUGGACAAGGACUUUGACAAACUCCAGGAGUUUGUGGAUAUUAUGAAGGAAAUGCAGAAGGAUAUGGAUGACAAGAUGAAUGUUUUAAUAGAUAUUCAGAAGAACAACAAGCUUCCCCUUAGAAGAGGACCAAAGGAACAGCCAGGACUCAAGCUAAUUAGAAAGACUGACACAGACCCACAGCUCCAACUCAAGAAAAUGAAUGGAGCAGGUGGGGCACUGCUUGGUCUUCAUAAGAAGCAGCUGACACCACAAAAAGCUAAAAAGGGCCCACUGGAUUCCCUCCAUCAGUGUGGGACCUGCUGUGAGAAAUGUUUGUGUAUCCCAAAGAACAACCACAAUGAAAGCGGGAAGCUUCCACACACAGCCUGGGCACGCUUUUCACCCUUGUCACCUGGAGCUGCCUUCUGA
Molecule: messenger RNA, 639 nt
Organism: Condylura cristata (star-nosed mole)
Lineage: Eukaryota; Metazoa; Chordata; Mammalia; Eulipotyphla; Talpidae
Gene: TEX35
Product: testis expressed 35
Exons: 9
Coding region: 1-639 (212 amino acids)
Source: RefSeq, a predicted model, not a curated record